Messenger RNA from Sinocyclocheilus rhinocerous, 2190 nucleotides. Its product is annotated as lipoyltransferase 1, mitochondrial-like. The record is from RefSeq and is a predicted model, not a curated record. NCBI's taxonomy places the organism in Eukaryota, Metazoa, Chordata, Actinopteri, Cypriniformes, Cyprinidae. Gene Ontology annotation, biological process: protein lipoylation. Gene Ontology annotation, cellular component: cytoplasm; mitochondrion. Gene Ontology annotation, molecular function: lipoyltransferase activity. The transcript has 2 exons. The coding region runs from base 845 to 1963 and encodes 372 amino acids.
CUCAUGUUUUUGUCAUUCAGAUUAGUUUAGUAAUUAAUUAAACAUCAAUUCAGCCUAUUAUGGCAAAAUUGUGACAAUUUUGUAUGAUUUUAAUUAACAGAUACAGCCAAGAAGGUCAAGCUCUCUUAAGGUGGGAUGAACACAAACCACCAUUUUAACGUUGGUGUCUUUAAAACUAGCUACUUUUCAUGCUACAUUAAUUUUAUAAAUACUUUGUCUAACAGGAAAUGAACAGCUAAUGGAAUUAGCACCUCUGCUCUGUAAUGGGACACUAAAUUGUAUCCUACAUGUAUUCAUUAAAAGUGCUCGCUUGUCCAGCAUACAGAUCUUUGUAUCUUCCACUGCCCAAAGACUAUCACAUGCUGCUAUAGCAUAAUAUACCUGAGAAACCAGGAUCCAUGAAACAUAAUUUAUGCUCAUCACCAUGUGAUAUGAAACGCAGAACACAUCCUCAGAUGAUGGAAUAAUGAAACAGCAUCACAUGGAUGUGUCUCAUCAGCUGACCAUGGGUUCAAACAUGUCCCAGCAAACAAGCUAAACCAAUGAGCGUUAAUAAACUGAUCGCAGAUGUGUGUGUUAUUGAAAGCCAUGACUCAGCCGUGAGGUCUCGAUGUUUUCUGUCCGCAUUCAGUGCUGUAAAGUGAUCCGGUGAUGCUGUGCGGUGACCUCGGCGCACCGUCUGCGACCUCCACCGGCAAACUCUCACGGAAACGGGAUCCUGUCGACCCGGUUGUUCCGCUGCUGCAGGCGUGGGAAAAACAGUGCAAAAACUGUGCAGAUCCGUAUUCCAUGUGCAUUAUUGGCCAAACGUUUUACAGACUUUUGGAGAGAUUAAAAGUCAGCGAUGGUUUUGAGACUGUCAAACAGGGCAUGCGUCCUCUCUGGAUCAGCUCGCCUCAAAAGCACUUUGUCAACCUACUUCGAUGAGAUGGGAAAAGCUGGUAUCAUCCUAAAAUCUGCGUCAACUGGCAUAUUUGAGAACCUGGCCUUAGAAGACUGGAUUCCCGAUCGCGUCGAUCUGCAAAACAGAAGCAUGCUGUUAUUAUGGAGAAAUUCACCCGUGGUUGUCAUAGGAAGGCAUCAAAACCCCUGGCAGGAGUGUAACCUGCCCUUGAUGAGACGCUUGGGAAUCCCGCUAGCGAGGCGUCGCAGUGGAGGUGGAACGGUUUUCCAUGAUUUUGGAAACAUCAACAUGACCUUCUUCACCUCCAAGAAGAAAUACGACCGUCACAGAAACCUCAAAGUCGUUACUAGUGCAUUAAAAGCACUGAGACCCGAUCUAGAUGUCGCAGCGACAGACAGAUUUGAUAUUUUGUUAAAUGGCCAUUACAAAAUAUCAGGCACUGCUGCGAAAUUAGGCAGGACCUCUGCUUAUCAUCACUGUACAUUAUUGUGUUCUGUUGACCGUUCAAUAUUGUCCUCAGUCCUGAAGAGUAACACUUCUGAAGUUAUCAAAAGCAACGCUACCCCAAGCGUUCCUUCCCCUGUCAAGAACCUUUUGGAUGUGGAUCCCACUCUUGACUCUAACACUAUCAUGGAUGCUAUUGCUUCCCAGUACAGUAAUGAAUUUGGAUUUGACAGCCCAGUCAUCACAGUGGACCCCACUCAUGAAGGUCUCAUGCCUGGCAUUCAUAAGAUGGCACAGGAUCUGCAGACGUGGGAGUGGAUUUAUGGCAGAACUCCGAAAUUCAGUGUUUGCUCUUCUAUAGUGGUGGAUGAUGUGACUAUAAAGCUUGAUAUGGACAUCAAAAAUGGUGCUGUAGGACAAUGUGCUAUGGAAAUCCCGGAAAACUGGCUUCCUUCAGAGAUGGUGAAUGAGUUUACAUCAACUCUGAAUGGCAGCAACUACUGUCCGAAUGAAACCGCAGUGCUGAUGGCGGCGUUCAUGAGAACAGUUUCAAUGACUGCGGAUGUUGCUGAGAAGAUUCAUAGAUUGUGUGCUGGUGUGGUUUCAGUGAUGUGAAUAAAAAUGAAGUCAGAAAUGAACAUUGUGAUACUUAAUUUCAAAAUCUUUAAAGUGGCCUCCUGCACAGUCACAGUUUACAGAGAUUUGAUAUGAAAAACACAAAUAACGCUACCAAUUCUGUGAUGAAACUGUUGAAAUACUUUGACAUUUUAAGCAUUGGGCAGACAUUACUGUAGACAUAAUUCACAUCUAAUUCAUUUAAACCAUUAAAUGCUUGCAAAUAU